AUGAACCUUUCAACACAAGCACAAAACAAUCCUCAAGUUGUAUUAGAUGAUCAAACAACUCGACAAGUUCUUAAUCCAAUUACGCAAAACAUCAUAUUGCAAAUCCCACCUACUGACAAGCAAUUGACAAUUAUGUUGAAUCUUAAAUUCGAGAAUUAA
Molecule: messenger RNA, 159 nt
Organism: Dentiscutata heterogama
Lineage: Eukaryota; Fungi; Glomeromycota; Glomeromycetes; Diversisporales; Gigasporaceae
Source: the annotation of a GenBank genome assembly